This is a messenger RNA of Spizellomyces punctatus DAOM BR117, 1305 nucleotides long. RefSeq lists its product as uncharacterized. Bases 169 to 1233 code for a protein of 354 amino acids. The record is from RefSeq and is a predicted model, not a curated record. The transcript is spliced from 4 exons. NCBI's taxonomy places the organism in Eukaryota, Fungi, Chytridiomycota, Chytridiomycetes, Spizellomycetales, Spizellomycetaceae.
GUGGCUUUGGGUUUUCAAGUGUGCAUUUCCUUUGAGGAAAUGUGAGCAAAUGUAACCCGCCCCAUCUUCUGCGUUUUGGAAUGAAGACCUCAUUGCUGGUCUUGACCAUUUGCUGUCAGCUCUUUCUAUGCCGAUGAUCGACAUUCUGCAAAAGCGCAGGUCAUCGACAUGAACGAACAACGAAUAUACGCUCAGAGGGAGCGGGCGGUUGGCUUACCUGCCAAGAAGGGAGGGGUAGCGAACCCUGGUAGUGCGGAUAAGCAGUCUUCUGCAAUACCUGAACCAUUUAGAACAAGGGACAAAAUCCCGCGCGGACCUGAAAACCUGCCUGCCAUAAACUCGUCUGUUGCACAAGAGAGGGAAACCGCAGAUGGUAAAAAGUACUUCAAUAGAUGGUCGAAUUACGACGAUGUCCCAAUUCCAACGGUGCUCAAACAGCUAAUGCCUGAACAAGUGACCACCAUCGAUAUUAAAGCGUACCCAGAUGGAGAGGAACCACCCCCUUCUCCAUCCGAACUUACUGUUCCCCUAAGAAACCAAAGUGUCCAUCGGGAAGCCUCGUCUCAUCAUUCUCAGAAAAGAGCGGCGGAGGCUUCGGCGGUUCAGCGCAAUGCGUUGCCAUCACAAAGGCAACAUUACAUAGACAGUGCUGGAAGUGCCAUAGUCCGUCCCCCAAGGAGAGGGUCUCAACCAACGCCAGCCAAUGCACCGCAACGUGCCACCAAGCCCCCUCUUCCCCUCCCACUUUCACCUCAAACGCGUUCUCAGGAUAGGGAUCGCUCCGGGAAACGGCCAAAGAAGCCUCCGGAGCGUCAAGACUCACAGUACGCUGUUUUUAUGGACUAUAGCUCGGAAGUUGACGGGACAGUCGUAUAUGUAGCGAACCAUGGCAGUCGAAAUGUGGCCAAGGUUCCAACCAUCAAACACAAUGGUGAGCGCUCACCAUACAACGGUCGAUCACCGAAAGAGAUCCGUGAAUGGGCGACAGCCACCGGGAAUGGAGAGAGGUUACAAUCAGGACAACGGAACCAUCAAUGGGACCAAGCACGGCCGGAGUCGUAUCUUCCCCGGAUAGAAAAGUCAGAUGUAUUGCUGAGUGGAUUAAAGGAGAUUGAUGUUGAGAAGAGGGCGACUGGCGAGGACCGAUACACAUUUAGCAUUUCCUCUCCCCAAAUCGAUAAAGGAGAGGGAUAUAAGAAGAAAUCCACGGGUUGUCAUUGCACAAUACUUUAACCAUAUGGACAUGUAGAUUAGAAACCUAUAUUAUCUCUCGUAUAUACAAUUCAGCAUUUUUGUACAUUCCAA